GCUAUACAAAGAUAGAUAUUUGUAUGAGUGGAGAGCUCUUGAAGCUUUCCUUCCAUAUACCCUCAAUCUUUGUUUGGGCUUUUCCUCAACUACAUAUAAUGUCUCUCUUCCGACACAAGUAAGGUGGUCGGAUCAUUGCAUUCAGAGGUUAAACAUAUGGAUUUGCUAAGCACAAACUGCUGCCUGAGGGUAAAAUCUCGCAGUCCCUAUUUCCGCGCCGCGUCCCAGUUCUUGGGUGUAGAUAGGGAAAUUUGUGGGUGCAGUAGUUCACCCAACUUCUUCACCAAAUUAUGCUGUGGACAUGGAGGUAGGGUAAAGGCUUUGGCUGGUCAGAAUCAGACCAAGAGAUUAAGAAAACGAGGAAAAUUUCAGAAAACGGACAAGGAUUUACCUCAAAGAGUACAAAUACAAGAUGAAUAUGAUGGUGUAGAUGCAACAUUAAUAUCGGGGGUCGAUUAUGUUGAAGAUGGGAAUAAGAUGCCUUCUUCUGGUACCUCGGACGUUCAGAGUACUUCAGUUGUUGUCCCAUCAAGGACUGCUGUGCUUCAAGCAUGCACUGUCACUUCUGGUCUGAUGGGUGCUGUAGGUGUUCUAAUUCGGCAGGUUUCCCACUUUGCUGCAAGAGAAGGAUGGCCGGUUCUUGACUGUUCCGCAGAUAUAACGUUUAGCUUUGAGUUAUGGCAUCUUGAGUUGAUUGCUGGAUCAGUUAUACUCGUGUCGUCAUGUCGUUUCUUGCUACUGAAAACAUGGCCAGAUUUUGCCGAGUCUAGCCAAGCAGCUAAUCAGCAGGUCCUUACUUCCCUGGAACCUCUGGACUACCUGCUCAUAGCAUUUUUACCAGGAAUCAGUGAGGAACUCCUCUUUCGCGGUGCGUUGUUACCACUUUUUGGCGUUAAUUCAACGAGUAUUUUCGUGGUUGCUGCGUUAUUCGGUGUACUACACCUCGGAAGUGGUCGAAAAUAUUCCUUUGCAGUCUGGGCAACUUUGGUCGGCCUUGUGUACGGCUACGCUACAACUUGGUCCUCGAGCAUUAUUGUGCCAAUGGCUUCUCAUGCACUGAACAACUUGGUCGCUGGCGUCAUCUGGCGCUACUCCUCCAAUUCAUCAAAGUAGACUGGAUGAACGCAUUGUUUCAGAUUUUUUUAUUAAAGUUUUCAUUAACUUGAAGUGUGGCCAUAAUCCCUAAUUUUUAGGGCUUACGUGGGUGGCCAAAUUUGUAAUUUUAUGUCUAUUUUAUCCUUAAUAUUUUGUGCAUUGUAUAUUAUAGAGCUUCAUUGGAUUA
Molecule: messenger RNA, 1282 nt
Organism: Sesamum indicum (sesame)
Lineage: Eukaryota; Viridiplantae; Streptophyta; Magnoliopsida; Lamiales; Pedaliaceae
Product: CAAX amino terminal protease family protein
Biological process (GO): CAAX-box protein processing
Cellular component (GO): membrane
Molecular function (GO): metalloendopeptidase activity
Source: RefSeq, a predicted model, not a curated record